This is a messenger RNA of Etheostoma spectabile (orangethroat darter), 4393 nucleotides long. Its product is annotated as histone-lysine N-methyltransferase SETD1B. Bases 772 to 2394 code for a protein of 540 amino acids. Lineage: Eukaryota; Metazoa; Chordata; Actinopteri; Perciformes; Percidae. The record is from RefSeq and is a predicted model, not a curated record. The transcript has 4 exons.
UAUUCGAUAUAAAUAUUGUUGUAACGUUAGUGUUUAGCUAGCUAACAAAUACAAUGUAAUUUAAAAGGCCUCCGAGUAACGUUAACGUAGGCCGAGGACGGAGAUUUGACCAAGACACUGACAUUUAACUAACGUUAGCAGUAGCCUUAAGGUAACCGGCGUACGCUAUUAACAAUAUACCGUAGUGGGUACACAACAAAUACAAUUUAACAUAUUAUUUAUAAUGACUCAGCGGUAACUUUAACGGUAAGCUAACGUUACCUGUCAAGGAGUCGACGAGCUAGCUAGCUAGCUAGUUAACCUAGCUAUAGCUAGCUUGAGCUGAUACCAUUGACUAGCUAGCUUUCCCAAACCAUCAAAAAAUCAACUGGGCAGUACUUAAACAGUGAGUGUAAUAAAGAAUACAUUAGUUCAGGCUUAGUAAAAAUAUAAGCAGUGAGUGUUAUAAAAAUAUAUUUCAUUCAGACUUACCAGAAAUACUGUAGGAUACGGUCACUAUACAGCUCGGUCGACCUCAGCGGCAGGGUCAGCUUUGAAUGUCGGCGUGUGAUUGGUUGUCUACGCUCGUACGGAAGUCCAAUCAGAACGCGUAAUGCGCGACUAGACGUAACUAGACGUAGCAAGACGUAGGCGUAGACCGAUAUGUUUUUAUUUAAAAUCCAAAACAUAACAACAGACCAUGGUUGUCUAAGCUACAGUGGAACAGACUUCCUUCUACAAAAUAUUUUGCAGAGUUUCAAUACAUCAGUAUAAAAACGAUUCAUCAAGAAAAUGCUUAGAUCCAAUUCUGGACCGAAAUCAUUUGCAAGACCUCGGCCUUCAGGAGGUAGGUACUCUUCUUCGAAGAAGUCCAAACAAAGGUGUGAGAGACCUUUGUCUCCUGAAGACCUCAACCCUCCCACCAUCUUGAGGGAGCACGGACAAAGGGGUGAGGGCCCUUUGUCUAGUGGAGGCACCAACCCUUCUGCCACCAUGAAGGGGCACAGGCAUUGGGGUGAGGGCCCUUUGUCUUGUGCAGAGAACCCGCCCUCGACCACCGGACAGCAAGAACAAAGGGAUGUGACCUCUUUGUUCUUCGUUGGCACCAACCCUUCUACCACCGUGAAGGAGCACAGGCAAAAGGGUGAGGGCCCUUUGUCUUGUGCAGACAACAAGGCCUCUACCACCAGGCACCGACUACUAAGGGCUGUGAGAUUUUUCUCUUCUGAUGAAGUCAAGGCUGUUACUCCAAUGCGGAAACAAGCAUGGAGGAGUGAGAGCAUCUUGUCUUCAUCUUCUGAAGACAACCAGCCUUCUACCACGAGGAGGGAGCAACCACAAAGUCCUGUGUCCUUCAUAGAAAUCAACCUUUCUACCACCUUGAGUCAGGAUGGACAAAGUGGUGGCAGCCCGUCCUCUACAUCUUCAUCUUAUGAAGAUGACGAGCCUUCUACCACGAGGAGGGAGCAAGAAAGAAAGGCUGAGAGCCCUUCUUCUUCUGAUGAAGUCGAGCCUUUUGCUCCAAUGCGGCUUCAGGCAUGGGGGAGUGAGAGCUCUUCGUCUUCCUCUUCUGAAGAAGAUGAGCCUUCUACUCCAAGGCGGCAGCAAGAAGAAAGGGCUGAGAGCCCUUCUUCCUCUUCUGAAGAAGAAGAGGCGUCUACCACCAGGCAGCAAAAGCAAAAGAAUGUGAGCUCUUUGUUUUGCGUCGGCACCAACCCUUCUACCACCAUGAAGGAACACGGGGAAAGUGGUGAGAGCUCUUCGUCUUCCUCUGAAGAAGACGACCAGCCUUCUACGACGAGCAGGCAGCAACAACAAAGUCCUGUGUCCUUCCUAGAGAUCAACCUCUCUACCACCUUGAGUCAGGAUGGACAAAGUGGUGGCAGCCCGUCCUCUACAUCUUCAUCUUAUGAAGACGACGAGCCGGCUAAUAGCUUUUUAUCCAUCCAUCUGAGUGAAAGAGGGAACUUAGGGGAUGCAAGAAAAAAUGAGGCAACAGAAAGAGUAAAAAGAGAAAGAGAGAGCUGUGAAGAGAUGAAGAACAAGAACCAGGAGGAGGAGAGGAAAACUUUUGGUCUGCUUUCAAGGAUUUACAUUUGGUGGCUCAACCGCAAGAUAGACCGCAUGGCUAGAGAAAUCCAGUCAACCGUCGUUGAUGAGCGGAACCUCCUGCGUCACGGUCCCCUUAAUUCACAGAAAAUGGCAGAAAAAGAACGACUGCUUGACCGAAGGACGAAGCUGGUUGUGUACAAACGCAGACAAGAAUUUAAGGUGGAGAGGGAAGUGAGGAAGCAAAGACUGAAGGUAAAGAGGACGGAAGAAAAGGUUUUGAAGAUGGCGAAUAUCUCAGAGUUAUGCGACAACCCAGAAAGGCCAACGCCAGACAGACGUAGACAUAAGUUAUAUAGCAUUUAAGAGAAAAGGAGAGCAAUCAGAAAAAUGGCACCAAAUAGAAAGAGAUUUGACAAAACUGAAGUAAAGAAAAGUUAAAAAUUCUAUUAAAACAUUAGCAACCACCAUCAAAUAUCCUCCCAACCACCUGAUAACACCCUAGAUGCUUUAAUUCAAUUACAAAAUGAUUAGCCCCCCUUAUGAAAUUAUACAAAUCUCUUGAUUUCUCAAGAUCCAAAAUUAUUAGCCCCCAGGUCAUUAAUAUAUUGUAAUAAUGGCCUGGGGGCUAAUAUUAUAUUAAAAGUGUACCCUUUCUGAGCCAUAACUGACAACAAGCUCUUAGAGUAGUUCUUUACUAGGAUGGCUCAGGUCUCCUGAGGGAUUUUGGCCCAUUCUUCUAUUGCAAAUUGUUCCAGCUGGUCUAAAUUGCGUGGUUUCCGAGCAUGGACAUUCCCUUUGAGCCCCCGCCACAGAUUCUCAAUAAGAUUGAGGUCUGGGCUCUGUGUGGGCCACUCCAGGACCUUGGUUUUGGUAUCAUUCAGGAACUGUUGGACCAAUUUCGAUGUAUGCUCUGGGUGAUUGUCAUUUUGGAAGACCCAGCGACAAUCUAAGGAUAGACUACAGAUUUCUGCACAUUGUCCGUCAGAAUUUCAACAUAAUUUUCCUUUUCCGUGAUGCCAUGCACCCGAACAAGGCUCCCUGGUCCUGAGGCUGCAAAACAGCCCCACAGCAUGAUGCUCCCCCCACCAUGUUUAACUGUGGGAACCGUGUUCUUAUGGUUGAAGGCCUCUCCCUUUCUUCGCCAAUCCUGAGCAACAUCCAUGUGCCCAACCAGUUCCAGUUUAGUCUCAUCAGACCCAAGCGCAGACUUCCAAAACUCAUCUUUACCUUUUAAAUGUUCACUGGCAAACCUCAGUCUGGCUGUGAUGUGCCGCUCUUUGAGUAAAGGGGUUCUUCUGGGACGAUGGCUCUGAAUCCCACCACGAUGAAGAGCCCUCACGUCUGUGUUCCUUGAAACAUCAACUCCAGAAGAGGCUAGGUCAGCAACAAUCAUCUUGCUGACAUCUCUGACUAUUUUCCUCUCCACAGUUCUUGCGUGUGCUUACGACCACGCCCAGGUUUGUUUCUUACAGAAUUUGUCUCCUUGUACUUGCAACGUACAGGAAUGGCUAUAAGGGGGAAGGCUAUACUGCCAUUUCCAAGCAUUUGGAAAUGGCAGUAUAGCCUUCCCCCUUAUCAUCAGCCUCCACUCUCUUCUUUCUGACCUUAAGACUGAUUUCCUUUGUCUUUGGCAUGGUGAGUAUAUGUAGUUGUAGUACUAGUUUUCAGUUGCCUCUCAAUGAUGUGUUUAAGUGCACUAUGCAUUGGAAUCCUUUUACCCUGAUUAAAUGCCCAGGUGUUGUUAGGAAGCCAAUUGACUGCACAGGUGUUGUUUUAAAGCUGAUUGGUUAAUUAGCUUUGUUUUGAAAGCAAAAAUUCACAUGGUGGCUAAUAUUUUUGACCACCCCAUUUUCACUAUAUUUGAUGUAAAGUAAGCCUAAAAAUGUAUUUUAUAUUCCAAAAUGUACCAGAAGCUACUAAAGAGCAUUGGUGAAUGUUUGAUCAUAUCAAGUUUUAUUGAGGCUUUGUGCCAGACAUGUUAUAGCCCAAUGUGUUAUGUUAUGUGUGUUAUGUGGGCAGCUGUUGUCUUCCUGUGUGUGUCUCUCCCCUUUUCCCCCACUGUGUCUGUGUGUGUGUAUGUGUGUACGGCCGGUCGAUCUACCUCUCUGCACAGCUGCUGGUUAUUCCACUUACCAACUCUACAGUAUUUAUUCCUGGGUGAAGCUCACCCCCGGCGCCAGAUCGAUGCACCUACCAGUGAGACCUACGCCUCCAGACCUGUUGCCGUGGCUCAUCACGCUCAAGCCUUCCUACCUUCCCUCUUGGAUUCCAGAAAGAAAGUUUGGAUCCAGCACUGCCUGCCCUCCUCGGCCCCUAUCCAGCUCGGAGUCAGCCUACCUUGUGUUUUCUGUCCUUGGCUGCU